CAUCCGCAGCUUCCCCGACUUCCCCAUCCCGGGCGUGAUGUUCAGGGACAUCUCGCCCCUGCUCAAGGACCCCGACUCCUUCCGCGCCGCCAUCCUCCUGCUGGCGCGGCACCUGCGCAAGAGCCACGGCCGCAUCGACUACAUCGCGGGCAAGUGGGGCCGCGCGGGCGCGGGAUCGGGCCUGCAGGUGGCCAGGGGUCCCGGGCGGGGCCCCCUGCCCUGCCGGGGACGCGCUGGCGGGUGCCAGGGCCCAGGGAAUGCGGAGCGCUGAUGCCCGACUGCCUUGAACGGCCCACAUGGACCCGGGGACAGCGGUGUGGACCAGGACCUUUGCCCGAUGGGUCCCACGUGUGGGCCGAGCUGGAGGCACUGCAUCGGACAUGCCUUGGGUGUGUCUGACCCGUCCCUGUGUCCUAGCGGUCAGGAAGCCAGGCCACGUGCCGCAGACUGAGGCCCUGGCCCCUCCCUGGUCAAGGCCUGGCCGUCCUGGCAGAAGACAGGCAUCCCUGGCCUUUGGGCCGCAAACUGCCCAGGGAGGACCCUCACGCCCUGGCGGGCUGCCUUCCACAGGCCUGGACUCCCGUGGGUUCCUGUUUGGCCCCUCCCUGGCCCAGGAGCUGGGCCUGGGCUGUGUGCUCAUCCGGAAACGGGGCAAGCUCCCAGGCCCCACGGUGUCUGUCUCCUACACACUGGAGUACGGGAAGGCCGAACUGGAAAUCCAGAAGGACACGUUGGAGCCGGGGCAGAAGGUGGUGGUUGUGGAUGACCUGCUCGCCACUGGCGGGACCAUGCGCGCUGCCUGUGAGCUGUUGAGCCUGCUGCGGGCCGACGUGCUGGAGUGCGUGAGCCUGGUGGAGCUGACCUCGCUGAAGGGCCGGGAGAAGCUGGGCAACGUGCCUUUCUUCUCCCUCCUACAGUUCGACUGACCGCCUGGAGCUGCAGGCCCCCGCCGGCCACCAGGGGGCGCUGGCUGCCCACUUGGAACUUUGGUCUGGGGCCAGAGGUUUGGGCCGCCUGGGGCUCAGGAAGUGCCCAGCCCCAGGCUGCAGGUCCAGUCGGGAACCCAGACGGAAUAAAUGGUUUGUUUGCUAAA
Sorex araneus (European shrew) is the source of this 1093-nucleotide messenger RNA. It is a transcript of the gene APRT, whose product is annotated as adenine phosphoribosyltransferase. Lineage: Eukaryota; Metazoa; Chordata; Mammalia; Eulipotyphla; Soricidae. Gene Ontology annotation, molecular function: adenine binding; adenine phosphoribosyltransferase activity; AMP binding. The transcript is spliced from 4 exons. The coding region runs from base 297 to 926 and encodes 209 amino acids. Gene Ontology annotation, biological process: AMP salvage; adenine salvage. The record is from RefSeq and is a predicted model, not a curated record. Gene Ontology annotation, cellular component: cytoplasm.